Molecule: messenger RNA, 475 nt
Organism: Thalassophryne amazonica
Lineage: Eukaryota; Metazoa; Chordata; Actinopteri; Batrachoidiformes; Batrachoididae
Product: cytokine receptor-like factor 1
Exons: 3
Coding region: 92-475 (127 amino acids)
Molecular function (GO): thiosulfate-cyanide sulfurtransferase activity
Source: RefSeq, a predicted model, not a curated record
AAUUUCUCUCCAGGAUCGGCAGAAGCGAGAUCACAACAACACGGGGACGAGGACUUCGAGCUCCAAAUCCAAAAAGGCACUGAGGGGGAAAAUGAAAGCCGUUUGGGAUAUCUGCUUGAUUUUCCUCACUCUGCACGUUCCUGGCGCGCUGUCCUUCUCCACACAGGUAGCAACCAUCUACCCCCAGGACCCCGCCCUGACCAUUGGGUCCAGUCUGACUGCCACUUGUUGUGUGAACCCUGACCUUGGUGUCCACGCCAGCUCUCUGUUCUGGACACUGAACGGUCGCCGACUGCCCAGCUCCUCGUACAGAGUUCUGAGCCCAACGGCCCUCAGUGUGACAUUGGCCAGGCUCCCCGCUUCCCGGCAACGCUCUGGCGACAACCUGGUGUGUCAUAACCCUGGGGGACAUGUCUUGGCUGGUUCCUGCCUCUAUGUUGGCCGCCUCUACCAGAGUCGCUGUGUGAUGCUGUAA